AUGGCUGCCGCAGCUAAGAAUGUCGCCGAUAGCAUCUCGGCUCAGGCCAGCGAGCCCAAGAAGCUCUCUGGUCUUGCCCUCUACUCCAGAUUCGCCUUCGCUGGCGCUGUCUGCUGUUCCGUCACCCACGGUGGCCUCACUCCCGUCGAUGUCGUCAAGACCAGAAUCCAGCUUGACCCCAAGACAUACAACACAGGCAUGAUCGGCUCAUUCCGCAAGGUCAUCCAGAAUGAGGGUGCUGGUGCUCUUCUGACCGGUGUCGGUCCUACCUUUGCCGGCUACUUCCUGCAGGGUGCCUUCAAGUUUGGAGGUUACGAGUUCUUCAAGCAGCAGUCCAUCAACAUGAUCGGUUACGAGUCUGCCAGCAACAACCGCACCGCCGUUUACCUUGCCUCCGCUGCCUGCGCCGAGUUCUUCGCCGAUAUUGCCCUCUGCCCUCUCGAGGCUACCCGUAUCCGUCUCGUCUCCGAGCCUACCUUCGCCAGCGGUCUCGUCUCUGGCUUCAGCAAGAUUGCUUCGCAAGAGGGUAUUGGUGCGUUCUACAGUGGUUUCGGUCCUAUCCUCUUCAAACAGGUUCCCUACACAAUGGCCAAGUUCGUCGUCUACGAGAAGGUUGCCGAAGCUAUCUACCAGCGUGUGGAUAAGAGCAAGACAUCCGACGGCAUGCAGACUGUCAUCAACUUGGGCUCCGGUUUGAUCGCUGGUUUCGCUGCCGCCAUCAUCUCCCAGCCCGCCGACACCAUGCUCUCCAAGAUCAACAAGACCAAGGGCCUGCCCGGAGAGGGUACCACCUCCAGACUCAUCAAGAUCGCCCAGGAGCUUGGUCUCCGUGGCUCCUUCAGCGGCAUCGGUGCUCGUUUGUUCAUGGUUGGUACUCUGACUGCUGGUCAGUUCGCCAUCUAUGGUGACAUCAAGAAGGCCAUCGGCGCUGUUGGUGGCGUCGAGAUCUCCAAAUAA
Messenger RNA from Cyphellophora europaea CBS 101466, 957 nucleotides. RefSeq lists its product as uncharacterized. The record is from RefSeq and is a predicted model, not a curated record. Gene Ontology annotation, biological process: mitochondrial phosphate ion transmembrane transport. Gene Ontology annotation, cellular component: mitochondrial inner membrane. The coding region runs from base 1 to 957 and encodes 318 amino acids. The transcript has 4 exons. Gene Ontology annotation, molecular function: phosphate transmembrane transporter activity. Lineage: Eukaryota; Fungi; Ascomycota; Eurotiomycetes; Chaetothyriales; Cyphellophoraceae.